This is a messenger RNA of Knipowitschia caucasica, 354 nucleotides long. The record is from the annotation of a GenBank genome assembly. NCBI's taxonomy places the organism in Eukaryota, Metazoa, Chordata, Actinopteri, Gobiiformes, Gobiidae.
AUGCAGUCAUCAAGUCGACACCGUGUUUGUUGUAAAGUUCUGGACCCUUUAUUCACGUGUCCUUCGUCACAGACUAAUCAGGAUGCACAGCCAAACGACAGCAGCACCCAGCUCUCCACGUCAUCAGGGACCAGGGGCCACAGAGAAGUCAGACCAGGACCUCGGCCCUCGCUCAUGUGGGCUCCUCAGACUAAUCAGGAUGCACAGCCAAACGACAGCAGCACCCAGCUCUCCACGUCAUCAGGGACCAGGGGCCACAGAGAAGUCAGACCAGGACCUCGGCCCUCGCUCAUGUGGGCUCCUCAGGUGAGCAUCUGUCUCCGAGUCACAGGAUCAAAGAGGAUCACCGUCUGA